Molecule: messenger RNA, 2154 nt
Organism: Mizuhopecten yessoensis (Yesso scallop)
Lineage: Eukaryota; Metazoa; Mollusca; Bivalvia; Pectinida; Pectinidae
Exons: 8
Coding region: 1-1656 (551 amino acids)
Source: RefSeq, a predicted model, not a curated record
AUGACGUUAUAUACACUGCUGCUAGUGUGUGUCGGGUUGCUGCUGCAGGUAACCACACGAUGUAAUUGUCACCUAUGUCUCAUCUCACCCCGACAGCGGGGCGACAUGGAUAUCUCCUCACCUGGAAGUCGUUCUUGUAACAGGAACAUGGCGCCAUGUGGCGGAAUGUCAAUAGAAAGACCAAGUGGUAAACCUCUCAUCGGUGGGCAACUCAUAUUUCUGAAAUGGCAGCAGAACGUCAACCAUUACGAAGUCGGAUAUCCAGGCUAUAUGGAUAUUCGCAUUGCCAAUGUGACGGGGGAUGACUUUAUGUCUCUACUGACGUUCGUUCCUGACGUUAACAUGUUCACACAGAAUCACCAGCAAAACUUUACUGCCAUUUCUAUUAUCCCUCAGAUUCCGUGUCGUCACUGUAUCAUCAUAGCAAGGUACCAGUCACACAAACCCGGAGAGUCGACAUUCUAUCAGUGCGCUGACGUCAGAGUCAUUACAAACUUCAGCAGUGGCGCGACACCCGAAGUUCUGCAUACUGAUCCGAGCUUCAGAACGGCUAACGCAGUUUAUGAACUUCACAAAUCCUCACCAAUGCGAACAGAAUUAACAGACACAGUCCGUCUUCAGGGACUCGUCUACAAUGAAUUUGAACCGGAUCGCAUUCACUUUGUAAAUAUUUCAUUGAACACCGGUUUUAUUCAAGAACUGAAUACAUUUGACAUUGGUUUGGAUUAUUCUGCGAGACGAUCUCUCCAGCCAACAAGUGGUAGAGAUCCAACGAUCCUACCCUUUAAAAUGAACUUUUUAAUUGAUGGGAUUGUGGCUGUAAAUCGCGAAUCAAACACCGUUUUAACAGUUUAUCAUAAUGGUGGUUCAAUGGAUGACGUUGCCAGUAACGUAAUGGCGAUAUACACAGAUAACGGAGAGUUGAAAUUAACCAAACCAAUUCAGGACUUUGACGGCGUCCCAAUAAGUGCAUUGGUAUUCGUGAAGCCCCAAACUUACGCCUCCUUCAGCAUACAAGAGGAUCAUGACAAUCAGGGCAACUUUUACUUUAUCCUUGGGCAAAUCACCAUCGCUCCGACAGGCGACCUAGUCUACUCACGAAUAUACAAGAGCAACACCACAGAGGACAAGUACAUGAAUUACAAGUGGUCAACCUAUGAUGUCACCACUGGUAUUAUGUAUGUUUUGAUGGACCGAGAUGGCUCAGCUACUCCGGAUACCCGAAUAUACACAUACAGCGUCACAAACAAAUAUUUAAUGACAGUGGUUGAAGUACGAAAAUGCGGAUACGAUAUUGCAUCCAUGCAUGUCUUUCACCCUCACGCCUCCAGUAAAGGUCUCUACCUUUACAGCAUUGCUCCUGAAGGACCCCUCUGGAACAGAAGACCGCCGUGGAGCCUUAUUAAAAUGGACCCUCUGACUGGUGACGUCAAACCUGUUGCCCACGUUGCUGAAGCUGGAUUAUUCGACAGAUAUAAUGGGGGAGCUGUAACCGGCGGAUUGGACCAGACCUCUGGAAUGCUAUUUCAUAUACUCCGGGUUUCGGAUACAGUGGCUGAUAUAAUAGUCAGUGUAGAUAUAUAUCAGAGAAUGGUACGGUUCUCACGACUAACCAAUCUUAGACACGUACAUAAUAGGUUUCUGUCCAAAACAUGAUAAGCUGGUGUGCAAGCGCACGGUAAGUGCUAUUGUUUCAAGGCUUUAUACUCAUUGCAUGGAAUGUCCAUACGGUUGGUGAAUCUGAUAUUACAUAAUAGAUGGAAUUUGGUAAUAAGUUCGAAAAAAAGAGAUAAUAGAAACGAUAUAGGAUGAAUAAAUAAAUAAAUAAAAUCGUUCAUUGUUAAAAUAUUAUCAAUGAUUUGGCUGGUGAGAUUUACUGGUGAGAAUACUGUGUUGAUUGAUCAAUAACACUGUGACGUUUCCAUCAACAUAAUGUAGGAAAUAGCUGAUUAUGUAACAAAGACGUAUUAUUUUAUUUAUCAUGCUUAGGUUCAAUGAAUCAGUAUAUAAAAAACUGAACGAAGGAAAAUGUCGCCGAAUUUUUCAGUUUUGCGAUGAAAAUUAAGUAUCAUAUCGAUAUAAAAUGUAUACAAUCGAAUUGAUUAUGUGUAAUUAUACGUAUUACAACAGUGUCUACAUUAACUUCGUCAUUUA